ACAUAACAUGUAUAUAUGGACAACAUAAAAUUUGUGGACAAACAACUCAGCGGCAUUUACAAGAUGAAUCCAGACGAGUACAGUGCAAAAAUUCAGCAGUACAAGCGACAAAUGCAAGACAAGCUGAUGGAAAAGGUGGCGAUCGUAUCAGAGAAGGGUUCCGAAGUUCUAAGAGGAUUGUUCAACACCGAUCCGUUACCUACCAAAGUAAUCGAAGUCAAACCGGACUUGUAUAGUAAUAGGCAUAUUUAUUAUCGUGAGGACAGCAUUAUAUUGUAUGAACCUAACGCGAGUUCCAACAAAAAGGAGCCGCACAAGUAUGAAAUUGUGCUGCAUCGGCCGACCACGGAAUCGCUACGGUUAUCCUUUAGUGUAUUCCGGUCUGAGAGCAGCGAAGAGGCGGAAAUUAAAUUUCUUUGCUUCAAGGAUAAGUUGCCAGUAUUUAUAGAGAUUGCCAAAGAUUAUUGUAACUUGAAUGGAAUUCAAAGAGUAUGUGAUACGUUAACCGAAAACCCUACAUGGACCUUAGCCCACUUGGCCGCCUACUUUUCCCUGCACGACUGCUUCAGUAAUUCGCAAGUAAAUAGUUUUUUAAAUAGCUCCGACGAAACGACCGGCAUAUCACCUUUGCAAGUGGCCAUCAAGACCAACAACUUGAAGACUGUUCAAGUUCUGAUUGCCGCCAAAUGUUCGUUGGAACAUCUGGAUUAUAAUGGCAAUUCGGUAUUUCACUAUGCCGCAAGUACGACCAAGGAAAUCAUAUCGGCGCUAUCGCAAGGCUCUUCGCCUCCACGUUGCCUGAACUCGCGCAACGGUAACGGUCACACUCCACUCCACAUGGCUUGUCUAUCCGAUAAAACCGAGUGCGUGCGAGCCCUGUUACUGGCGGGGGCCGACGUAAAUAUCACAGCGGCUGUGGGUUCUCCAGAUCAAGAUAAAUCGGCGCCCGGCUAUGUGGGCGACUUUCUCCAAGAUAAUCCCAAAAGUUUGUAUCAGCAAGAUAUGAAGUUCGGCGGGACGCCUUUGCAUUGGUCGUGUUCGCGGCCCGUCAUAGAGACCUUGGUCGAUAUGAACUGCAACAUCAACGCGGUUAACUUCGAACAACGCACGGCGUUGCACGUUAUGGUUUUGAGGAACCGAUUGGAAUGUGUCGUUGCGUUAUUGUGCAGAAAGGCAGAUCCCGAUUUGAGAGAUUGCGAGGGAAAUACGCCUCUCCAUCUUGCGGUUAAAGAGGGCAACAUUCCUAUGAUUCAGUGUUUUGCUGUUUUUGGAGCCAACUUAGAUAGUUUAAAUAACCUCGGUCAAUCACCGCGGCAUUUAGUAACCAAGGAGAAGGAGGCAAAGCUGUUGUAUUACCUUCAUGCCGUCGGCGCUAAGCGAUGCCGCCCUGGCACAGAUCAGUGUACAGACGGUUGUAUUCACGACGGAACUUAUGACGGCAUACCUCCGAAUCCAGUAAUGGGUCCAACUAAUCGUGAUACAUUGAACCAAAUGCUCGCUGUUGCCGGUAUGGACGCUUGUACUGAAACCAGGUCAACCGAAAAGAAAAGAGGUCGACUGCUUUGUUUAGAUGGUGGCGGAAUUCGCGGAUUAAUCCUCAUACAGCUUCUCCUCGAAUUGGAAAAUGUCACGGGCAUACCCAUCCACAACUGUUUCGACUGGAUAGCCGGAACGAGCACGGGCGGAAUUCUCGCUUUGGGAAUCGCCUCCGGAAAAUCCAUGAAGGAAUGUCUUUAUCUAUACUUUCGCAUGAAGGAGUUAACCUUCGCCGGAAGCCGACCGUAUCCGAGCGAAGCGUUGGAGAGCAUCCUGAAGGACACUUUCGGAGCGAAUACUGUGAUGGCCGAUAUUAAUAAUCCUAAACUAUUGAUCACCGGUUGUCUCGCAGAUCGAAAGCCAAUCGAGUUGCAUCUGUUUAGAAACUACGAGAGUCCCAAUGACAUUUUAAAUGUUCAGCAUACGUCGCCGUUUGAGCCUCCCCCGGCUCCAGAGGAGCAAUUGGUGUGGAACGUAGGGCGCGCUACUGGAGCGGCUCCUACAUAUUUUAGGGCAUUUGGAAGAUUUUUAGACGGUGGCCUGAUUGCAAACAAUCCCACCUUAGACGCUUUAACUGAAAUUCACGAGUAUAACACGGCUCUCAGAGCAGUUGGAAGAGAGAGUGAAGCUAGUCCGUUAAGCAUAGUCGUUAGUUUAGGUACCGGUCUUAUUCCAGUAACUCCGGUGCACGGUUUGGACGUGUUCCGACCCGAAAGUCUUUGGGAUACCACCAGACUCGUUAUGGGUAUAUCCUCGUUCGGAAUUCUUUUAGUUGAUCAGGCUACUGCGAGUGACGGCCGGGUUGUCGAUAGAGCCAGGGCGUGGUGCUCGACAAUUGGGGUUCCUUACUUUAGAUUUUCGCCCCAAAUGUCCGAAGAAAUAUCGAUGGAUGAGAAGUCUGAUGAAACUCUAUGCAGAAUGCUAUGGGAGGCUAAAGCUUACAUGCAUGCCAACAUUAACACAUUAAAAGAAAUAUCCGAUUUGCUUGGAGCCGUCUAGUCUGUGUCAUUAAAACAUGGUGUAACAGUAUAAAA
This is a messenger RNA of Photinus pyralis (common eastern firefly), 2570 nucleotides long. It is a transcript of the gene iPLA2-VIA, whose product is annotated as 85/88 kDa calcium-independent phospholipase A2. The coding region runs from base 16 to 2535 and encodes 839 amino acids. Gene Ontology annotation, cellular component: mitochondrion. The record is from RefSeq and is a predicted model, not a curated record. Gene Ontology annotation, molecular function: protein binding. The transcript has 8 exons. Gene Ontology annotation, biological process: positive regulation of ceramide biosynthetic process; lipid metabolic process. Lineage: Eukaryota; Metazoa; Arthropoda; Insecta; Coleoptera; Lampyridae.